GGAGCUGGAGCCCCAGGAGCAGCGGCUCUGGCGGUCGUGGAGGUUGGAGGUCCGAGAGAUCUGUUCUUCCCGAGAGCGUGCGGGGUCGCGACUGGUUUCAGGCCAUCCACAAGCCAGCAAGAAAGGAUUUCCAGGCAGAGAAAGACGCCAUCUGAAGUCCCAAUGCACAGAUCAGCCCCCAGUCAAACCACCAAGAGGAGCCGAUCACCGUUUUCCACCACUCGUCGUAGUUGGGAUGACAGCGAGAGCUCAGGAACCAGCCUGAAUGCUGAUAAUGAGGACUACUCCAGGUACCCGCCCAGAGAGUACAGGGCUUCGGGGAGCAGAAGAGGAAUGGCUUAUGGACAUGUUGACUGUUUCGGGGCAGAUGAUAGUGAGGAGGAGGGGGCUGGGCCUGUUGAGCGAGUGUCAGUAAGAGGGAAAACUGGCAAGUUUAAAGAUGAGAAGCUGUAUGACCCGGAGAAGGGGGCAAGGUCUCUGGCUGGGGUGGCCUCACAGUUCUCUAGUUUUAACCAUGACGUGAGAGAGGAGCUUGACAAGUUAGACCCAGCCCCUGCAGCACAGUCCUCUGCUAGCAGAGCUGAGUUCCUGCAGCCAAAUAGCAUGGCCUCUCAGCCGUCUUCUGCUGAAGGCAAGGUGGUCACAAACAGCAACAACCUGGAGAGGGAGAGACAGGAGCCGAAUUUACCUGCAUGUCCCAGCAGGGCUCCUGUGAGUAUUUGUGGUGGGGAAAACACUCCCAAGAGCACAGAGGAACCGGUGGUGAGGCCCAAAAUCAGAAAUCUGGCAAGUCCUAACUGCGUGAAACCAAAAAUCUUUUUUGAUACCGAUGAUGAUGAUGAUAUGCCACAUAGCACUUCCAGGUGGAGGGAGACUGCCAGCGCUGAUGAAGGCCGCUUGGAUGGCCUGGCAAGAAGGAGCAGAGGUGAGGGUUCAAGUGGCUACCCUGAGCCGAAGUACCCCGAAGACAAGAGGGAAGCCAGGAGUGACCAAGUGAAGCCCGAAAAGGUGCCUAGACGGCGACGAACCAUGGCCGACCCCGACUUCUGGACAUGCAGCGAUGACUACUACAAAUACUUUGAAGAAGACUCUGACAGUGACAAAGAGUGGACUGCGGCUCUGCGUCGCAAGUAUCGUGGUCGGGAGCAAAAUCUGUCGUCCAGCGGCGAGAGCUGGGAGACUCUGCCAGGAAAAGAAGAGCUUGAAGCCGAGCAAGCCAGAGUGAAUGCCAGUGCUGGUGCCAGUGCUGGCAGCAGUGGCAACAAUGAACUUGAAGAAGUUCGAGGGCCCUCUCUCCAGGAAGAGGAAAGGGCAUCCCCCGAAGAAGGAGAAGUUCCUUGGCUCCAGUACAAUGAAAACGAGAGCAGCAGCGAGGGGGAUAAUGAUUCUGGUCAGGAGUUUCUGCAGCCUGGUGUCUUCAUGCUGGAUGGCAACAACAACCUUGAAGAUGACUCCAGUGUCAGUGAAGACCUCGAAGUGGAUUGGAGCCUCUUCGAUGGGUUCGCGGAUGGGUUGGGGGUAGCCGAAGCCAUUUCCUACGUGGAUCCUCAGUUCCUCACAUACAUGGCACUUGAAGAACGCCUGGCCCAGGCAAUGGAAACUGCCUUGGCACACUUGGAGUCUCUGGCGGUGGAUGUGGAGGUGGCCAAUCCACCAGCCAGCAAGGAGAGCAUCGACACUCUUCCUGAGAUCCUGAUCACGGAAGAUCACAGUGCGGUGGGGCAGGAGAUGUGUUGCCCCAUCUGUUGCAGUGAAUAUGCGAAGGGGGAGGUGGCGACGGAGCUGCCAUGCCACCACUAUUUCCACAAGCCUUGUGUGUCCAUCUGGCUUCAGAAGUCAGGCACCUGCCCUGUGUGCCGCUGCAUGUUCCCUCCCCCACUUUAAGACCAAGGCUCUUUACUCCUGGUCUGAUGAUUUUCCCCAUCUGAAAUCCACAAUACUGCAGGAGCCCUCUCCAAAUUAACCAUUGCAAUGAAAUCAGUCAGUCGAUUAAUCUCCACCUGUUGAUUCCUUGUGAUUAUUUCCAGUGUGAAAAUGAUUGUGUAUGAUUGCAUUACAAAAAUCAUACUGUGUUUUAGAGGUUAGAAAGGGAAAACCAAAUUUUCUAAGUGCUACUUGAGAUUGCAGCAAGAAGAUGCAUUUUCUAACCUGAGCAGUGAAAUGUUGCAUUUUUUUUUUCAGUAGAACAUGUUGAUGUUGAUUGUAAUGUCAAGUUUAUCUGUUAACUUUGUCCAAGAGGCAUCAUCAUUUCUGUUGCAUGUUAUGGGUUAAUGUUCCUGUAAUUGCAGUGCCGUAAAAGCUUAUUAAAGUUCUCCUUUUGGUUUUACAUGGUAUAGUGGAAUUGUUUGGUUUCGUCUAAAACCGUGGUACUAAGUGACUGUAUAAUUGAUUUCUUGCCUUUGCCUUCAAAAUAGGGUUUUGGGUGUUCCCACUAGGAAAAAAGAUUAGUUUCAUUGGAAAUACUGACUCCAACAACAACAAAAGUAAGGGUAAUUAUUUCUAAAAGUAGGAGUAAAGUGUAUGGCUGUUGAACUACUAAAGGGGCAAAGUUUGAGUAAAGAAUAUUCUGUCAGUCUGUGAGAAGGAAAGAAACAGUGAAAAAGCAUAGUAAAAAUAAUGAUGGUAGGAACACAUCCAAACAGAUUGUAGAGGUGAAGGACUUAAAAUUCUCUUUUAGAAAAUAGCAAGUCUCAGAAAGUAAAGCAAGUCUCAGAGGGAAUGGGUAAAAACUAAAACUGUAUGCUGAUUGUAUGCAUUAACACAGUGACACAAAAGGAGCAGAGAAAUGUAUGCCAGACAAGGACUAUGAAAAACAGAGGUGCCCACCCACACAAAGUGAACAGGUUUGAACCUUUGGCCAUAUUGGCUUCA
Messenger RNA from Budorcas taxicolor (takin), 2871 nucleotides. RefSeq names its product praja ring finger ubiquitin ligase 1 (gene PJA1). The record is from RefSeq and is a predicted model, not a curated record. NCBI's taxonomy places the organism in Eukaryota, Metazoa, Chordata, Mammalia, Artiodactyla, Bovidae. The coding region runs from base 163 to 1884 and encodes 573 amino acids. The transcript is spliced from 2 exons.